Parnassius apollo (apollo) is the source of this 219-nucleotide messenger RNA. The record is from the annotation of a GenBank genome assembly. Lineage: Eukaryota; Metazoa; Arthropoda; Insecta; Lepidoptera; Papilionidae.
AUGGAUCAAAUUUGUUCAGAAGAAUCGCAGCAAAGAAACGUGGUUACCGUCAGAUUAUUCACUCAUAUGUUUCGUGCAUUUCAAAGAAAACGACAAAUAUACCUCAAAAACAGGAAGAGUAUUCUUAAAGAAAUUGCAGAUUUCUUACCACGGUACCAUGUGAUAAUCCAACAAAAUGUGGCGAAUAGGAAGUAUCAGAGCCGUUGUCUGAAUCAGUAA